Rhododendron vialii is the source of this 2183-nucleotide messenger RNA. Its product is annotated as probable GTP diphosphokinase CRSH, chloroplastic. Lineage: Eukaryota; Viridiplantae; Streptophyta; Magnoliopsida; Ericales; Ericaceae. The transcript has 4 exons. Gene Ontology annotation, biological process: guanosine tetraphosphate metabolic process. Gene Ontology annotation, molecular function: calcium ion binding. The coding region runs from base 197 to 1990 and encodes 597 amino acids. The record is from RefSeq and is a predicted model, not a curated record.
GUCAAAUAUGAGAUCCACACGUAUUGAAUACAAAUUGGAUGCGUGAAUCCCAUUUAAUAUGAGAGAAUUUGUAUAAUUUUGCGUGCAAGUGUGUGGUUAGAGAGUUAUUGCGGCGUGAAUUCGUUUACUUUUCACCCAAAAAGUAUGGUGAUAAUAAUCUGCUGUGCUGUCCGUUUCUUCUUUCGGAAUUCAGACAAUGGGAGAUGGAGCAGCUCUAUCUUCAACACUGCUACCCUCAUCUUCUUCUUCUUCUUCUUCAAUUCAUCACUACUCAUUACUUUCCAAAACGAGGGCUUCAACAAGAAGUCAUCACCAUUCAUCCCCAUCAUCAUCAAUCUGGUCAAUUCCGCGGAGGCAGCAAGGCCGCCGUGGAAUCAGCAGAAUGUUGAGGGCGGCGGGGGCAACGCUGGAGCAGCCGGGAGGGAAGAUGGUGGUGGAACUAGUUGGGGCAUUCAAUGAGCUGACUGAGAGAUUAAUGAACACCAACAAGGAGCUCUCCACCAGCUCUUCCCACAUACUCUUCAAGUCUCUCAAGCUAUCUAUCCCUAUUCUCCUAACACUCCCUCCCUCUCUCGAUGGCCGCUCUCCUCUCUCCAGGGCCUUAUCUCUCGCUCUCCUCCUGGCUGAUCUCCAGAUGGACGCAGAGGUUAUUUCAGCUGGUAUACUGAGAGAAGUUCUGGAAGCAGGUGCUAUAUCCAUACGUGAAGUAAGAAAUAGGAUAGGUGCUGGUACUGCUCAUCUGCUACAUGAGAGUUACCGUGUGAAGAGCAUUCCAUCAAAAGUGGAUGUCUUGGAUGAUGAUAGUGCUGCUGCGUUAAGGAAGUUCUGCUUGACGUACUAUGAUGUCAGGGCUGUGGUUCUAGACCUUGCUCUCAAGCUUGACACGAUGAGACAUCUGGAUUACCUCCCAAGGUAUCAACGACAAGUGUUAUCACUGGAGGUUAUGAUGAUACAUGCUCCCCUAGCUCAUGCUGUUGGGACCAACUCUUUAUCACUGGAGCUGGAAGACCUUUCAUUUCGACACUUGUUCCCUUAUUCAUACUUUUAUCUUGAUACUUGGUUACGAAGCCAUCAAACAGGAAGUAAACCCAUAAUAGAAAUAUACAAUGACCAUCUGCUUGAAUCCUUGAAAUCUGAUCCUCUGCUGGCAGACAUGGUAGAUGGUAUCUUAGUCAAUGGUCGCUAUAAAAGUCGUUAUAGCACUAUGAAGAAACUGUUGAAAGAUGGCCGCAAGCCUGAAGAUGUAAAUGAUAUAUUAGGGUUAAGAGUGAUAUUGAACCCAACUUCUGGGGAAAAUAUGUUUGAUGUGGGCGAGAAAGCAUGCUACAUGACACGUGAUAUUAUCCGGUCUUUGUGGAAAGAGAUGCCUAACAGGUCAAAAGACUAUAUCGCCCAACCAAAAGCAAAUGGGUACAGGAGUUUGCACAUGGCAGUUGAUGUCAGUGACAAUGGAAGGACUAGACCACCGAUGGAGAUUCAAAUUCGGACAACAGAGAUGGAUAUGUUGGCUGCUGGUGGAGUGGCAUCUCAUUCAUUGUACAAGGGAGGUCUUUCUGAUCCAGAAGAGGCAAAGCGGCUCAAGGCGAUUAUGAUGGCUGCAGCCGAACUUGCAGCAGUACGUCUAAAAGAUAUUCCUUCAAUAAAUCAUAAGCUUAUUGAAACGCAUCGUAGAGAUCGAGUAUUCUGUCUUCUUGACAAGAAUGGAGAUGGUAAGAUUAGCUUUGAAGAACUUACGGAAGUGAUGGAAGAGCUUGGUGCCCAAGGUGAAGAUGCCCGGGAGAUGAUGCAACUUCUUGAUUCAAACAGUGAUGGUUCUUUGAGCUCAGAUGAAUUUGAUACGUUUCAAAAACAGGUUGUAUUUAUGCGCAACUUAGAGGUUAGAGAUGAUCAAUACAAGAUGGUGUUAAAUGAGAAGCUUCAAAUGGCUGAUAGUAGUGAUUUCAUUGAAACAUAUGGAGAAGAGCUUGGAGACAGCCUUGCAGUAAGUUAAUCAUUUUGAAAUACUAUCGUAAAAGCUAAGUUCAGAAGUUACUGCGGUGGGGGUUACUUAAGAGUUAGAACAGCCAUAAGCCCCAUGUAAAUAUUAUACGUAUUGUAUAUAAUUUCAACUCCACCGAAUGUAGAACUAUGUAUCUUGUGUGGUGAUGAUAUGAGAAGUCACUCGGAUUUUUACAUUGAUUCAA